Penicillium arizonense is the source of this 2910-nucleotide messenger RNA. It is a transcript of the gene atg1, whose product is annotated as serine/threonine protein kinase ATG1. Gene Ontology annotation, biological process: peptidyl-serine phosphorylation; protein autophosphorylation; autophagosome organization. Bases 1 to 2910 code for a protein of 969 amino acids. NCBI's taxonomy places the organism in Eukaryota, Fungi, Ascomycota, Eurotiomycetes, Eurotiales, Aspergillaceae. Gene Ontology annotation, molecular function: protein serine/threonine kinase activity; ATP binding. The record is from RefSeq and is a predicted model, not a curated record. Gene Ontology annotation, cellular component: cytoplasm; autophagosome. The transcript is spliced from 3 exons.
AUGGCGUCUCAGCAUUCGAGGCGCUCACGCGACCCCUCCCGCCCAGAAAUGUCCAUCGGUCGCUAUACGCGGCUGGAUGAGAUCGGGAGAGGAAGCUUCGCGACAGUCUACCAGGGCGUGCACACAAAAACUCGAACCUACGUAGCCAUCAAGUCUGUGAACCUCUCGAAGCUCAACAAAAAGCUCAAGGACAACCUUUCAUCCGAGAUCGACAUCCUCAAAGGCCUCCAUCAUCCUCAUAUUGUGGCUCUUAUCGACUGCCAUGAAUCGACAUCUCACAUCCACUUGGUUAUGGAAUACUGCGCGCUCGGGGACUUGUCGUUGUUCAUUAAGCGCCGGGAUACCCUUGCAACACAUCGAUACACGCGAGACAUGAUUGCCAAAUACCCAAAUCCGCCUGGCGGCUCCCUCAAUGAGGUGGUAACUCGGCAUUUCCUUAAGCAGCUUUCAAGUGCGCUCAAAUUCCUUCGAGACCGAAACCUUAUCCAUCGAGACAUCAAGCCUCAAAACCUUCUCCUUUGUCCCUCGCCAUCAUCUUACCGGAGUGGGGCUGCACAAGUGAUUCCUUACAAGGGCAGUGAUGACUCCUAUGAACCUACAACCGGAAUCGAGUCACUACCAAUGCUCAAGAUUGCGGAUUUCGGCUUCGCUCGAUCUCUACCAGCUACCUCACUGGCGGAGACCCUUUGUGGUUCCCCGCUGUACAUGGCACCUGAGAUACUUCGGUAUGAGAAGUAUGAUGCGAAGGCCGAUUUGUGGUCUGUAGGCACAGUGCUCUACGAGAUGGUGGUUGGCCGACCUCCGUUCCGGGCCACUAACCAUGUAGAACUGCUACGGAAGAUUGAAAAGGGCGAGGAUCGUAUUCGCUUCCCUGAAGAGAAUCCAGCCUCGGAUGACAUCAAAAAGCUAAUUCGGGGUCUUUUGAAGCGGAACCCGGUGGAACGGUUGAACUUCCCUGAUUUCUUCAAUAACAAUGUGAUCAACAAUCCCAUUCCUGGGCUGGUGGCUGAUGAUAUUCCUGGAGCUCGACGACCUUCCCUUGAUACUUCGGGACCAUCUCAAUCGCCGCGGCCAGCUCAGCUUGAAACAAAGGCCGAGGAGUCUCCUUAUGAUACAGGGCCAGAUGAGAAAGUCACAUAUCCCAUGGAUCACCGGACUUCUUUAGGCCAUCAGAAAUCAGGGACUCCGCCCACUGCCACAAACAUGCGUCGCGUGGGAAGCUCGGAUCGGCCUUUGUCAGGGAUUACCAAGGAGCAGCAACGAGGAGGCACACCGCCACAACGUCCUGGUCCUGUCAGCCUCGCCACUGCUCCGGGGCGCCAGGAACUGACUGAUCGCAAUGCAACAACAUUGGCUAUGGAACGGCAAAGACAACGGAACACAUAUGCCGGCUCACCCAACGCAAGCGAAUCGACAGUUCGUGCUCAGGAGGAGCGGGAUCGGGCUGCGCAGGAAGUGGCCUUUGAAAGAGAUUACGUGGUUGUGGAAAAGCGUGCCGUGGAAGUCAAUGCGUUUGCGGAUGAAUUGGCUCACAGCCCACGUCUCCAGGGUGGGUUUACUCGCCCAGGACAGACUGGUACCGGGCCUCGUCGCGCGACAACGCAGUGUCUACCAACAGUGUCGCCAUCUUCUCCACAUGCCAACGCGGCCAAAGCCAUGCAGGUUGUCUCAAAUCGUGCCCGAGCAGAUUCAACGCACCAGCGCCAGCAUUCUUACGAGCGACGCUAUGGACAAAGCCCUACAUCGGCGACCUCAGCAAUCUCGAAAGCACUCAACAUGGCCAGCGGCCGUCUGUUUGGGAUGGGUUUCUCUCCUCCGCUUGCCAUCACGAAAGGUGGACGGUCUCCACCUCUAGCUUACAACCCGUUCCCUGCCUAUCCUACUGCACAAGCGAGUCUCAUGAUCAUGGGUGAAGGCGGAAAGACAAAUAUCACAUCCGACGAGGAUUGCAAGACUGUCCAGGCUAUUGAGGAAUGUGCCACACGGAGUGAUGUGGUUUUUGGAUUUGCCGAAGUCAAAUACAAGCAGCUUGUUCCGCUAGCACCUUCAGCGCCAACUGAUCCAUCUGCGAGACCCAUGGGAAACAACGAUGUUGACUCAGCUGAAUUUGAUGAUGGAUUGACAGUCGAUGCUAUUGUCACACUAUCCGAGGAAGCCCUGGUGCUAUAUGUCAAGGCUUUGGCAUUACUCGCCAAGUCAAUGGACAUUGCUGGGGCUUGGUGGUCGCGCAAGAACCGCGAGGAAGCUUACGGCGAGUCACCUUCGAGUAAAGAUAAUAUGAGUGCGGUUGCCGGUACUCGGAUCAACUAUGUCGUCCAAUGGGUACGCAGUCGGUUCAACGAAGUGAUCGAGAAGGCAGAGUUUGUGCGCAUGAAGCUCAUCGAAGGUCAAAGACGCUUGCCCCCAGAUCACCCCAACCACCCGAACAACCAUUCCAUUGGUUCUAGCGCAGGCUCAGGCUCAACCGCAGACGUUGUGGUGAGCGCCGGUGUCACAGCUGAGAGACUUAUGUACGACCGUGCCCUCGAGAUGAGUCGGGCUGCAGCCAUCAACGAGUUGACGGGCGAGGAUCUCGCCAACUGUGAGAUUACAUACGUCACCGCCAUUCGAAUGCUCGAAGCUGUCCUCGAGGACGAUGGGACACGACCCAGGUCCGGCAGUGCCAGUGACCGCCAGAGCAGUUCCCAGCGGAGCGACAAGGUGAUAUUGGAUGACCUUAUGGUCGAGGAUCGGCAGGUCGUCGUCAAACUCGUCUCCAGUAUGCGUGGCCGCCUCGCAUCUGUGCGGAAGAAGGUUGCCGCCUUGUCCAAGCGGUCAUCAUCUUCGACGCCAGUGGGUAGUGCGGGGAAGAUGCCCCCUUCUAACAUCGUACCUGUGUCGCCUACAACAGGUGUAACACCACCUAGGUGA